AAAUAGAAUUGCUUUGCCGCAAUCGUAUUAUUCGUCGAGUCGUUAGUCUUUUCGGUCGCAAACAAAAACGAUUUGGGUGCAGGACAGUUUAGAGCAGGCCGUAUUUCGAUACCGGGUAUACAUAUAUUUUGAGAAAGCUGUGUUAAGGCUAUUCACCGUUUGGUGACUGGGAAGAUGAAGAAGAAGAAGGUGGUCAGGCUCCCGGUUCUCCUCCUCGGCCAAUUCGACGAUGACUACCUUGACGAGGAGAUUGAUGAAAAGAUCCUUGAAGGUCAUCUCGUCCCCAUCCCUAGCGACUGCCCCGUCGAACGCAGCUACUGCGACGUCUCCAGAAACGGCUUCAACAAAAAUGGCGUCCUGGUGACAUCCGUGAUAAUGAUGAUAUUCGGUUCGAUCGAGUUCCUGGCGAAUUGCACACUGCUCACUCUCAACAGCAACAUCACGUACGUACUUGUAGGAUGUAUAUGUGCAGUGUUCCUAGCAGCGACCGGAGCAGUUGGCGCUGCGUCGUCGUGCACUUUGGAAGACUGUCCAAUCGGUACGACUAUGAUUUUCGCAACCUUGACAUCCCUGACAUCAUUCGGUCAGUUCGGAAUCAGCGCCGUCGGUAUAAUGGUGGAUGUUGUCGGACUUGGACCAACUCUUGGACUUGGAGCAACAGCGGUGACCGACGUUGUUGGAGCGACGGCAAUGCAUGGUUUCAAUGGAUUGACAGCAAUCGUCGGCGGGGUCUGCUCAAUCGUCCUCGCGUGUAUGACUUGCUCCACAGUGUGUUGUUCUUCCCGGAGGUUCGUGUUCGAAGAGCUGAGGCUGACGCAUAAGAAAGAGAGCAAGGACAAGUUUAAGAAACCGUCCGUUAUAGAGAACUGUGAUGAAGUCGAUUCGUCGGGGUAUGCUUACCGGCCGGCCUGGCCCACACGGCAGCAGAUUCUCGCCAACAAAGAGUACCAGCCGCGCAAGAGAGGACUUCUGGAUUUGAUCUUUGAUUCACAACAUAAGGUUGCCCCUUCUACAGACGCUUAAAACACCUAACAUUCACUUUCGUGCGAGAGAAAGAUUUCGUGGAAGGAAAUAUCUCGUGCAAGAUUUCGAUUGGCCUAUACGUUGUAGUUGAAAUGACACACAGUUUGGGCCAAUCAAAAGGAUAUUCCGUUUUUCGUGAACCCUGCAGGCCGAGAUUGUUUUAAAUGUCAGUGAAAUUGGUCUAGCAUCGUCAAAAUCUGUCACAUUAUACCUACACUGCCAUGCCAUAACUGAAAAAUGAGGCGCAAAUAAUGAAACGUGAGGGGCUCAUUGUUCCUGCUCGGUAGCAGUACAUUGAUGUACAGGGAAUGUAAAGGUAGCUCAAAAACUAAAAUAACACAAAAAUUUUCCCAAU
This is a messenger RNA of Lineus longissimus, 1378 nucleotides long. RefSeq lists its product as uncharacterized. The record is from RefSeq and is a predicted model, not a curated record. NCBI's taxonomy places the organism in Eukaryota, Metazoa, Nemertea, Pilidiophora, Heteronemertea, Lineidae. The transcript has 2 exons. Bases 175 to 1023 code for a protein of 282 amino acids.